CUUGCUCUUUUCUUUUCGGCGGCGCUGCGUCGAUGACUUCCUGGCCGCCCAAGAUGGCGGCUGCGGCUCCUCUUGCAAGCCUGGCGGGCGGGAAUUCGCUCGGCGCCUCUCGCUGCAGCCGGCAGAGGAGGGGAGCCGCCGCAUGGCCGCUGUUAUUGUGGGGGGCCGCCGCCCUUUCGGCGUUGCUGGGCAGGGUCUCGGCUAUGCUGGAGCCCGAGGAGGGAGCUGGGGAGAGCCCGGUGAGGACGUUGAACGGUUCCAACUGGAGCCUCCUGCUGCAGGGCCAGUGGAUGGUGAAAUUCUAUGCCCCUUGGUGUCCUGCUUGUCAACAGAUGGAAUUGGCAUGGGAGGCAUUUGCAAGAGAUGGCAAAGACCUUGAAAUCUCUGUGGGCAAGGUGGAUGUCACUCAGGAACCAGGUGUAAGUGGUCGUUUCUUUGUCACUACACUUCCCACUAUUUUCCAUGCAAAGGAUGGAGUUUUUCGCAGAUACCGUGGGUCAAGAACACUGGAGGACCUGAAAGGCUAUAUCCUGGAGAGAAAGUGGGAAGCUGUUGAGCCUGUGCCAGGAUGGAAGUCUCCAUCAUCUAUAAUGAUGCAUGGCAUGGCAGGACUCUUCUAUUUAUCUGGAUGGAUCAGGGAAAUCCACAGCUACUUAACAGGCACUCUUGGAAUCCAUGAAUGGGGCUCUUAUGCAAUUUUCAUACUGGCCACUUUAUUGAUUGGUCUUAUCCUAGGAAUGAUACUGGUUUUGCUUGGGGACUGCGUUUUCCCAUCCAAGGCUAAAGCAGAAGGAUCAGAAUCGGUGGACCAAAGCUAUGACCAAGUAGAAGAGCAAAAGGAAACUCCAGAAGACACAGAAGGAGAGCCCGUCACAGAAAACGGCUUGUCUGAUGAGGACAAUGAGGAAGAAGGAGAAGACGAAUCCCAGGACAACUCCUCCGAUGACUCAGCAGUCGAAAGUUCCAUGAUAGAAGAGGACUCAGAGCACCACACUUCAGACCAGAGCUCUGUAAGGCAGCGUAAAAACCAGGAGGUGGCUGACGAACUAUAGUGCAAUCGUUAGGCAACUGUAUUAUUUUGGACCAAAGAAGUAUCAGGAGGCUCUCCUUGACUGCAGCUGAAGCCAAACAUUUGACCAGCAAACUGUUAAAAGCUCAAAUCCAUGCUUUGCACCAGUAGGCUAUUGUUGUUGUUUUGUAGGGCCAGUAUUUUGUCAUUCUGCAAGAGAAAUGUUUCAAUGUUGACGUGAUAGCCAUGACAAUCAAAUGUAUAACUUUAUUUUAUAUCGUGGGAUUCAGGGGAGCUGGUGGAAAGUGUUUGCCUCCGAGUCAUGCCACCGGCAAGGAGAAAUAUGCCCCUGUCCUACCAUACACAGGGCUUUCCUCCAGAGUAAGCCUUUUCCUCCAGCUGAAGAGCCACUGAAGUUGGAGGAAAGCUUGCUGGGCUGGAGGAAGGUGCAUUGGCUCCACAUCACUGCCUGAUAAUGCAAAUUCUUUCAGCAUUACCUGUUGAUGACUUAAUGAUCUCCGGCACAUUCUGUGGUGGGACAAGCCAGUCCGAGAACUGGAAGCAUUGAGUAGAAAUCUUGUCAUGGUUCCUUGGCAGACUUCAAGCAUUUCUGAUUAUUAAGAAGACCACCCUGUGCAGACAUGGCAUCAUGUUUGAAGUGACUUGCCUUAGUAACAUACGAGGCCACCCUUUGUGCCACUUACAUAGUGGGUACAAAAUUCCCCUUGAGAUGCGUUGACUUAAAUCCAUGACAUCUUCUAAAAGUACACACAUGCAUUUCCUGCGGUGCUACUGUGUGUCUCUAUUGCAUGUGUGGGGUAUGGAUUGCCCAAAUGCUUGUCUGUAAGGUGAACGUCUUAUGACGUCAUUUGCUGACUGCAUGUGGGGAGUCUCCAGGUUAUUCCGACGGCUUUGGUCAUGUUAAGUUUUUGAACAUGCGGUCCUUUGCAGUAUCGUGGUGCACCUUUUUAAAAAGAAAAUUUUAUGUCCUGCUGUUGAGCCCUCACGAGGGACAGCAGGGAGGCCUGGGCCACCAAGUAGAAAAUGCCACUCUUUACUUAUAUAUUCCUUAGUUUUUAAAAACUGCUCAUUGAAGUGAUUCCUACACUGCUUAAUCCUAAUGACCAAAAGGCUCAUUUGAUCUCAGCAGGGUUCAAGAAAGCUGUUGUAGCAGUCUGAUGGUUCAUCAUAGAAUGUUUCCUAAUUCAUUCAUGCGCCCCAUGUUAUCCAGUAUAAUAGAGCUAUGUCGUUGUAUCUUAAGCAUGGUGAUAGUUCUUGGCACCUUAAAUAAAUGCUGUUUGCAAAUGCAUUGGUGUGAAAUGAAGCUUACAGUGUAUGAAACAUUAGCACAGAAAGCUAUUUCAAUAUUCCCAUCUAUUUUUGAUAGCAUCAUUAGAUAGCGAGGAGUACAGCUUAUCCAGAGUUGCAAAUUAAUGGCAGAUCAUUGUCAAGACAGUAUUCAUCUGUUGUAGUGGGAGUUGGUUCCACUGUAUAAGCGAUUGACUUAAAGACCCAUCUCUUAAAUGUUAAAGCAAACAUAAUUGUAGUGCUUUGUAUAAUGAACUUCCAGUGGCAGACACUCAACUCCUUAGCAAUUCUGUUCCUUUGCAGCUAGUUACAGUAAUGUUAUAGACUAGGUUUUGUCGCAGUGGUUAUAUGCACUUGACUCCAUAUAAAAAAGCUUGAAACAAGCUAAACUUGCUUGCAUCUUGUCAGUAUUGCUCUGACUUUUGAUAUAAAACAGUUUUCCAUGUAGAGCAAGUACAUGCAAUCAAAUAUGGAGAAUCUUCUUAAUGCAUGUUGUGUUGCAUAAAUAUGGACAUUUGGAUUGGUGAUACUUGAAAGUGUUAACCAGACUUCACAAUUAUAACAGCACAUGAUUGAGAAGUCUAAUUGUUGAGUGCCACGAAUGCUUCAGUUGAAAAUGUUUCACUUCCUAAUUUGGUCCUGAAAUUGCUGAAGCAAAAUGCCUUAAUGCCUUGUGACUGAACUUAUUUUUCAGUUCCAAGGUGGAAGAUUCAAAUCCUACUGUUUGAUCUGUCUGUCUUUCCAGCUGUCUGCUGUCCUUUGUUUUGACAUAUACUGUUUGUUUUAACCUGACAGUUCACAGUUGAACACAGGAUUCACAUCUAAUUAGGGACUGUCCAUGGCUGCAGUCUUUUGUGUGCAUACUUGGAAGUAAGCCCCAUUAAAUUCAGUGGGAUUCAAUUCCAAGACGACUAGUCUGUCACUGUACUGACAUGUUCUAAAAGGAGGAUCUGUGCACUGAACAGUUGUUGAACUUCUCAUAGAUGCAUCUUCAGAACAUUCAUAACAUCUUGGUUGCAUCAUCAGACUGCAACUUUCAGUCAAUCGUGGUUUCAGCUGUGUUUAGUUUCUUGCAAGCACUAGAUGGCAGACAUGUUGCAGAUAUAUAUAGAUUCAUGCAUUAGUGCUUAGCUUAAUGACAGAAGAUGACAGUCAGGCACUCUUAGGGAGAUGAGGGUUGAGUUGGUGUUUAAACGUUACUGAAAAUGGUAAAUGCUGUGGAAAGCAUUGUCAUGUUAUACUGAACUGUUGACCACACAGAAGUUUCCAAAAUUUCUUCAGGGGUUUUACUUGCAAAGCUGCUCAAUUUUUCAAGGUGCCAAGUUUUCAUGGGGCAGGGCCAAGUAAUUUACUUUAGAAACAGAUAGCUUUUAAAAAGUUGGCUUUGGGUAAUGAAGACUUGUCCACUCUAAAGCAAUGGUUGCUGUGUAAUAAAUUACUCUGGAAGAAUACAUUAUAUUUUAUGCUUCUGGUUUAGUCAAAGUGGUUGCUUUAGCUUAUGUAACUUGCAAAAUGGUGAUAUGUUUUAAGUUAAAUAUGCAAAAGAAUUUAUACUAAAAAUGCCGCUAAUGUUAAUUUCCUUGUUAACUAUAAAGUUUUUAUUUAUUUCA
Molecule: messenger RNA, 3927 nt
Organism: Heteronotia binoei (common prickly gecko)
Lineage: Eukaryota; Metazoa; Chordata; Lepidosauria; Squamata; Gekkonidae
Gene: TMX4
Product: thioredoxin related transmembrane protein 4
Exons: 8
Coding region: 33-1052 (339 amino acids)
Source: RefSeq, a predicted model, not a curated record